AUGGCGCCGACACUGCCGGUAUUUGCCUGGGUGGUGACCGGGGACUUCAAUAUAUCCACUGACGUCGGGCACACUGUCCUGGAGCUGGCGGAGGUCAUCUGGAGAAAGAUUUUGGGCCCUGACGUGCGCUUCAAGCACGUGUCCGACGACCCGUUCGAGUACGACGUGCAGAACCGCGUGCCGUGCGUAGCGAAGGCGAAGGAAGUGCUCGGCCUGGAGUGCACCACUUCGCUCGAGGAGGCGCUCGACGAGGUUGUCCCGUGGGUCAAGGAGCAGGUGAGCAGGGGCACCAUCUGAGGAGGCCCAGGCUCGGCCGCGCGCGCUGCCCGGGCGGGGGGCCCCCCGCGGGCGCCCGACGGGCCCCUUCCCGGUCGCGUUCCGCCGUCGUUCCCGACGCUCUGCCCAUUCCGCCGUCCUCGCUCCUCCUCCCCCUGCUUCUGCAUGAUAAUUCAGCUGGGGCGACGGAUGUCACACAGCUUCGGCAGGCCCAUCGUACCUGCGCGGCGCCGAGUUAGAGAGCGAGG
Prorocentrum cordatum is the source of this 524-nucleotide messenger RNA. The record is from the annotation of a GenBank genome assembly. NCBI's taxonomy places the organism in Eukaryota, Dinophyceae, Prorocentrales, Prorocentraceae.